This is a messenger RNA of Folsomia candida, 918 nucleotides long. RefSeq lists its product as uncharacterized. The transcript has 3 exons. The record is from RefSeq and is a predicted model, not a curated record. Lineage: Eukaryota; Metazoa; Arthropoda; Collembola; Entomobryomorpha; Isotomidae. The coding region runs from base 243 to 749 and encodes 168 amino acids.
UGCACUAAUACACGAAUCUUCUCAAUAUCCACCAGAGUUUUUGUGGGAAAUUUCUUCAUCGUUCGUCUAUAACAUGAAUUUUGAACACUGAUGAUAAUCUCUAAUCUCACUAACCACAUAAACACAACAAAUCACAAGAAACAUUAAAUUGUUACGCUACCUGUGGUGGUGGGUGGUGUAAAUCUAGGAAAUAUUAGAGAUCUCAAAGUACUAAGUAGUCACAUCCCAAGCUUGACGUCACAAUGGGUGGGGCGGAUAAACCCAUCGUCGCCAAACUCGUCAUAAUCGCCAGUAAUUUGACGAAAGGUGCGGGAUUUUUCGAGCUAAUACCGGACAGGAGAUAUGCCCUUAUGAAAACGGCCAGACAUUCACAUUGGUGGGAAAUCUAUGAUCUGCAGGUGGGACGCCGGCUCACUGCUUUUAAAACGAUGGAGACGCAUGCCGGUUACGUGGACACGUACGCCCUCCCAGCUGCCGUACUCAUAGAUCUGAUCAGACUGACCGUGAGCGUGUACAAGGACGAAGGGGUGGGCCCAUCUGUGAUAAGAACGGGUGGUUCCAUAGCUGGGGGCUGGGCUGGAGGCUACGUUUGUGCACAAGUUGGCUACAAGGCGGGCGAAUUACUAGGAGGAAUGUUGGGGCCUAAUCAUGAGGGGGUGAUGGCCGUCGUCUUUGGCUAUCUUGGAGGAGUCGUGGGUGCUCAGUAUGGAGAUAAACUAGCUAGGCUCGUACUUCAGGGGGAAUAUUAAUGAACAUAAUAUAUAAUUUCCGUUGUGUUCUGUGGUAGUAUUAAAUAUAAUAUUGUAAUUAUAAAUCAUAAACAAAAAGUCAUUUUAUUAAUUCCAUAAAUUAUCGAAAAUGUCGUUAUUGUCAAACCUGUUACUUAAUUUAUAUAAUAAUACAUAAGAAAUAUGCGUA